Drosophila elegans is the source of this 2696-nucleotide messenger RNA. RefSeq names its product LIM and SH3 domain protein Lasp. The coding region runs from base 645 to 2696 and encodes 683 amino acids. The record is from RefSeq and is a predicted model, not a curated record. The transcript is spliced from 7 exons. NCBI's taxonomy places the organism in Eukaryota, Metazoa, Arthropoda, Insecta, Diptera, Drosophilidae. Gene Ontology annotation, cellular component: focal adhesion. Gene Ontology annotation, molecular function: actin filament binding.
UGCGCUCAUCACUAACGAAACGAACGGAACUAUUUUAUCGCGGAUUGUCGCGUUUUUUCGGUUGUGUCGCGCCUCAAUCAAACUCACCUUAAAAUUAAUACACAAACAUAGAUUACGAUUUCUGGGUGGUUUUAUCAAAAAUAACGGCACUUUAACGACACUACGCCUACGCCAGGAGUUCUUCCUCUUUUUUCCUCUGCGCGCGUCGCUUUUUUACCUGCAGCGCAGUCGCGACAGCUGAAAAUUAAUAAAACCAAAAGAAAAGUGUAAAUUGGAUAAAAAGUCGACAGUGGAUCGCCAGUUUUUAUAUAACAACCAAGCAAACCAGUUAUUAGAUGUUUUUGUGAAUAGUGUGAAACAAAUUCUCGGCCCAUACCUGCACACACAACAAAUACAUUCCCACAGUUCCUAUUCCGAUCCGAUCAGGUUCUCCAAUCGCAAUUCGCAGAUCACCAAUUAGUCCCAACAGUCGCAAUAUGCAAAAUUAAACCGAGUGGAUUUCGUGUGAUUAACGUGGAGUGUAAAAGUGUCGCCGAAAAAGGAUAAUUAGAGAGCUAACAGUAAAAUCCUUGUGUGUAAAUAAAGUGCUUAUAUACAUACACACAUUCAAAGAAAUAAAAAACAAAGAAGGAAAAAGCGGCAAGAUGAACAAAACCUGUGCACGUUGCCAGAAGGUGGUCUAUCCUAUCGAGGAGCUCAAGUGUCUGGAUAAAACAUGGCACAAAACGUGUUUCAAAUGCACAGAAUGCGGCAUGACGCUCAAUAUGAAAACCUACAAGGGCUACAACAAAAUGCCCUACUGCGAGGCACACAUACCGAAGGCCAAGGCAACGGCCAUUGCCGAUACGCCCGAGCUGAAGCGCAUCGCCGAGAACACGAAAAUCCAGUCGAACGUUAAAUACCACGCGGACUUUGAGAAGGCCAAAGGCAAAUUUACACAGGUGGCCGAUGACCCGGAAACGCUGCGGAUCAAACAGAACACGAAGCACAUAUCGAAUGUGGCAUAUCACGGCGAUCUGGAGAAGAAGGCGGCCAUGGAGAAGCAGCGAGGAUCCGCCGAGGUGUCCGACAGCAGCAAUGAAUCGGAAUAUUUCUCUGAGCAAUUGGCAGCUGAACAAUUCUCGCAAUAUGCACCCACAGCAUCACCCAUACCGCCCGCAGUGACAACACUACACCAGCAACAUCAGCAACAGCAACAACAGCUUCAACAGCUUCAACAGCAGCAAUACCAGCAACAUCAGCAGCAACUGCAACAGCAGCAGCAACAACAACAACAACAUCAACACCAACACUAUCUGCAACAGCAGCAACAGACCCUGCCACCGCCACCCAUACAACAUCAGCAAUACAACACAGCGGCCAUUACGCCCACAUACCAACAACUCCAACAGCAACAACAACAGCAGCAACAGCAACAGCGAGCUCAGCAACAAAUGCACGAUCCCUAUGCACACUACCAGCAACCGCAGGCACUGCGCCAGCAGCAACAGCAGCAGCUGCUGCAACAGCAAGCCAUUAAACAAGCCUCACAUCUGUAUCCCACAGCAACAUCCCAGCAGCAGCAGCAGCAGCAACAACAGAUGCCACCGCCUCAGACGCCGGCGAACCCGCAGCAGCAGGCGCUCAACAGCUACAAUGAGAUGCGCUCGGCCAUACUCCAGAACUCCCAUCAUCCCAGCGGCAAUUCCGUGGAUCAGUACGACCAGCCACAGCCGCAGCAACAUCAGCCGCAGCAGCACAUCAGCAACCCCACGCUGGUGGCUGCCCCACAGCAGCAGCAAUCGCACCACAGCCUGCUGAACAACAAUCCGAGCAACGGCGGCAUUUCGCACAGCAAUCACAGCAACAGCAACAUCAACAACAACGGUCACGGCUCCCAGAGCCAAAUGUUGCCGCCACAAAUGAGACGCUCGGCGGCCAGUGUGGCCUACGAUGGCAACGGCAAGCAACAAGUGGCAGCAGGAGCACCACUAGCAGCCGGACCGGGAGUUGCCCAGAAUCACCUGCAGCAGCUGUACGCCUCGCCCAAUUAUGCCGCAGUGACACCUUCGGAAAAUUCGGUUAACAUUAAACAGCAUGCCAGCAAUGGCCAUGUGCCAAACCAGCAGCAGCAGCAGCAGCACCAACAGCAACUUGUGUCCGGCGGCAGCAGCAAUAUCGGGAAAAUAGCGGACUACGAUCCGCUGACGGAUGGUCCAAGGGUGGUGCCCAAUGCCAGCAGGUCCAGCACCACUUUGGUCUACAGCUCCGAGCCACGGGGCGGCAUUCAAGGUGGCAACAGCGUGUACCCGAAGCGAAUUGGAUCCGUUACCGAUAUCGAUCCGGCCAACGGCAUCUAUGGAUCGCUGAGCACCGCCGAGCAAGCUCACCAGCAGCAAAAGCACCAGCAGUACUACCAACAGGUGCAGAUGAUGCAACAGCAAGAACACCCGUCGCAGCAGCAGCAGCAGCAGAUGCGACAGCAGCCAUCCUACUCCUCUCUGCAGGAUAAACAGUCGCGUCAGAGCACCGCAUUGCGCGUCUAUCGGGCCAUCUACGACUACGAGGCGCAGGACGUCGACGAGGUCAGCUUCCGCGAGGGCGACGUCAUCUUCGAGGUGGAGUCCAUCGAUUCCGGCUGGAUGACCGGUCGGGUGGAGCGUACCGGCAAGACCGGCAUGCUGCCCGCCAACUAUGUGGAACAGGCGGUUAUAUAA